Messenger RNA from Volvox carteri f. nagariensis, 1481 nucleotides. RefSeq lists its product as uncharacterized. Gene Ontology annotation, cellular component: Golgi apparatus; endoplasmic reticulum. The record is from RefSeq and is a predicted model, not a curated record. Bases 1 to 849 code for a protein of 282 amino acids. Lineage: Eukaryota; Viridiplantae; Chlorophyta; Chlorophyceae; Chlamydomonadales; Volvocaceae. Gene Ontology annotation, biological process: regulation of ethylene-activated signaling pathway; response to ethylene. The transcript is spliced from 6 exons.
AUGGACGGGUCGUCCUCUUGUAACCUGCAAAUCCAGCAACUCGCUUCCAUACCUCCGCUGUUUCCCAACUCCCCCGAUGAAACAGGCGUCUGCUCCUCUGCCGGUCGCACCUAUGACUUUGCCGGGCCCUUCAUGGUUAACGAGGAUUGCCUGCUGUUCGGCAAACCGACCAGGUUCCUCCAACUGAACCCAGAUCAACAAACAAAACCAACCUCAAUCGAAAGUGGGCGGCGAUGCGGGAAGGCCGCCGGGGAGCCUGGAAAGGUAGCAGCGGGAAUAGCUUUGGGGGAAGGUGAUGAUGAUGAUGAGGGAAAGUCUGUAUUCCGGUCUCUAGGGAUAUCGGCAGGGGAGGAUGCAACGGUGGCCGUGGAGGAGGAAGAUCGAGACGUGGAAAUGGGUGGAAAAUCAUCAAGACUGGCGAGAUGCGGUGGCGGCGGAGGAGGAGGAGCAGGAGGCGGGGCGCCGGCUGCCGCUGCGCAGUCAUGGGAUCGCCGAUUGAGCUUUGCGGUCACAACAUACCGGGUAAAUGAGUGGCUGGGUGAUUGGCUGUUGAACUACAACAUCAUGACCAACAACUGCCACUGCUUCGUGGCGCACUUCCUCAAUCAAAAUGGAUAUAGGGGCGGCGGAUGGGACACGGUCAAUCUGGCCGCGCUCAUGUUCGUGCGCGGCCGCUACACCUCCCUAACGGGGCUGUUGCAUACUUGGCUGCCCUGGCUGCUGGUCACGUCACUUGGGGCCUACUUCGGGCGGUUGCUAUUCCUGUACGUCUACAUGGCGUUGUGUGUCCCGCUCUUAUCCUGGUUCCUGUUCUACACAUGGUGUUGCUGGCGCGAUCUUAGCUUCUGAGAGCUCAUGGUACUGCAGUACGGCACUGUCGUACGGUGUCUGUCGUGAUUACGCAUGCGUCGGAACGCAUGCUUCUGAGAAGCCUGACUGCGCAAGAUGGACAGCGGGAAGGAGACCGGGCCGUCUGAUUGGCUCUAGUUGAGCGUGUGGUGCUUGUACGGCGCGAUGUCGUGCGUGCUAAUGUAGGCAGUUAAAAAGAGCUGCUGUUAUGGUGGCCAUAAUCGUGUUAAGUAUUUAGUUGAAGCCACAUGGCCGUGAUAUUUAUAGUGGUCUGCGUGAGCGGUUUUUAAGUGGUCUGUGAAGGAGCGCGUGGGUUCAUGGGACUUCUGGAUUAGACACGGAAAGCCUUACUUACGAUGCUUUGCUUGGGUACUUAGCUGCUGUGAAUGCACAGGGUGUUGUGUGCUCUUCCACACUCGUCAAGACGGAAACUGCGACACCUGUUUGUGUGUAUGGGUGUGAAUAGAAUCGAAUUCUGUCCGAGUCCUUCACUCGCGGACACAAAGGUGGAGGCGUGUGGAGACGCGAGGCGCUACUCGUGACUGAUCCUGACAUACAUGAUUUCCGAUUUCCCUUUGACGACGGAGGCACCUGUGAUAUGAACAGUUGAUAGCUGUGAACGAAAUGUGUCU